Molecule: messenger RNA, 6628 nt
Organism: Chironomus riparius
Lineage: Eukaryota; Metazoa; Arthropoda; Insecta; Diptera; Chironomidae
Source: the annotation of a GenBank genome assembly
AGACAUGAAAAUAAAGGAGCCGACUAAUGGCAAGAAUAAAUUGUGAUGAUAUAUAAAAUAUAAUAUAGGCAUCAUAUGGAAUAAUAUUUGCACAAACGGGAUAAACGAGAAAAUUGUGGAUUCUCAUUUAAAAUUUAUGCAGUUUCAUUGAUUAUUGUAUUGUGUACAUAAAUGUGAGUGCCGAUAUGUGUUUCUGGAAUAAAAAUCAUGAAAAAUAAUUCAAUUUAGAGCAAUUUUUAUUGUCAUAAAUAGAGAAGUGAAUAAUAAAAAAAUUAAAGAAAAGAGAAUAAAAAAAUUUGUAGAGAUUGUGUAGCUGUGCCAGUAAAUACAAAAAAAGGAAAGAAAAAAUUGUCGGCACAAGAGUAAUAAAUAAAAUCAAAUAGUAAAUAGAAGAAAAUUAUGUUAUUAGAUAAAAAUUUAUUAGAUAAUCAAGUGACAACGUGACCUUAACGUUCGCGAUGGCACCAUCAAUGUUUAAUUGUUUCGUGAUCGGUUAUCGUACAUCAUCGAAACCUAUUCUCAAUGGAUUACUCAAAUUAUGGAUAAAAGUUCUAUUUAUUACGUUAAUUUUUGCGCUUGUGCAAACUUCAACACCAGCAUCAUCAAUACAACAGCAGUCGAUACAGAAGAGAGCAGGACUUCCAUUAGUGCCCACAGAUUCAACUGAUGAUCAUUGUAACAAGACAGUGGACAUUUAUGUAGAUAUUCAAUCACCACCACUAACACGUUUAAAUCGUUUCCGACCACUCACAUGUUGGUAUCGUUUCAAAAGCAUCCGCGGAGUUCCAAAAGAGUGGGUGCUUAGACUGACAUUUAAAAAAUUUAAAGUUGGAACACUUGUAAAUUCGACUUACUGCGAUGGUGGAUAUUUACAGAUAGUAGAUGGAAAUUCUAAAACAGAUGUCUCAAAUCGCCGCGAGCCAGGAAUGUUUUGUGGUGAAGCAGAGCAGCCACAAACAUUUAUUAGCGAAACAAGCUAUGUUAAAGUAGUUUUUCACACCGACAAUUUUACCGACCAGACUUAUUUUGCAUUCGACUCGAGAGCUGAAACAGAAGUCUAUUUACGUUACGGUCAACAUCCUGAAUUAUAUCCAAACAGACGUGGAGAAAUUGUUCAAGGCUCGUAUUGUGAACGAGAAUUUCGUGAUUGUCGAUUGCAGACGUGCUACGUGCAAUCGCCAGCAUUUCCUGGAAUAUAUCCGCGUGCAUUAAAGUGUCGCUAUCGCUUACAUACGCGGCAGCCAUUUAUCAAGCUUUAUUUGCAGAAUGAGCAGUUUGCUGUCGAUGGCCAAAGGUGUGAAAAUCUGAUUACUUGUCCAAUGAAAGAAAUUGGAUCAGGCCCAGAGCAAUGUCCAUAUGAUUGGUUAGCAGUUCACGACGGACGUGAUGAAAACGCUCCAGUUAUUGGGCAGUUUUGUGGAAUGGGAAAAUUUCCAUUUAGUAUUAUCGGAACAUCACAACAUAUGUACGUAGAAUUUGUAUCAUCACCAGCUGGUCCAUUAUUGAAUACAGGAUUUCAUUUUAAUGUUGGAAAUUGGCCAGGAUAUGUAGAGCCUGCUGGAAUAAAAAAUGGUGAAUGCGAUUGGCUCCUUAGCUCAAAUGCCUUGAAACUUACAAGUGCCUCCGAGGGAAUAUUUUUGAGUGUUGCUCAUUGGUAUCCACCAAAUACAUCAUGCAACUAUCAUAUUCAAGGCGUCGAAAAUGAAAUUGUGCGACUUUAUUUUCCAAGUUUCCGCAUAAAUCGUAUAGAAGCGCCAAUAGUAAAAGCUGAAGGAGACUGUGCAGAAUCAUUGACAAUUUAUGAUGCAGAAUAUCCAGAUCCAUCACGAGUUAUUAAGACAUUCUGCGAUACAUUUUCCAAGCCAAUGGAGAAGGUUGACUUUGUUAGUACCGGACGUUCAAUGUUUGUUAAAUUUGUGAGUCGUACAGGAUCAUACAGUGGAAGUUCAUUGUAUUAUUGGGGUCAUUAUGAUUUCUUCAAUAACACAAAGUUUGGUUCAGGCGUUCCAAAUACAUUAUGUGAUGAAAUAUUUUACGCAUGGGAACAUCCCCAUGGUAUUUUACGAUCACCAUUAAAUACUCUUAUUUACAAGCGAGUUGCGUCUACAAGUGAUGUACGAUGCCAGUAUAAGUUUGUUAACGACAAAAGAGCUUUUGCACGUGUUGUAAUUGAAAUGAUAUCAAUUUCCUUUAAAGAAUCUCCUUACACAGUUUCACCAUGCACCAGAUGCCACGAAGAACGUGUUGAUAAGAUAAUAAUAUGGGAAGAGAAGAAUAAGACUCAACACCGUUUGGCAUGCUUUUGCGAUAAUAUUCCACGUCCCGUACGCAUCAUAUCAUCUGACAAUCAAAUGAACUUAGAAAUGAUGGUGCUUGGUCAAUAUGCAACGCAACAUUAUUUCAAAUAUCCGAAUACACUCUUUACGGCAAAUUAUGAGUUUGUGCAUCCGCCUUUAUGUGGUGAUAUUACUCUCGGCCCAAAGGCAGAUGGUGAAUUGGUAUUUCCGCAUAAAAAUGCAUUCGGCUUACCACUUACUGGCACACCACAGAAGAAUGUUAAAUGUAUAUGGGAAUUGAAAGUUUCGGCGCAACGUGAUUUAUGGUUGAGUAUUGAUAAGGCGAAAUUUGGCAUUUAUGGAAGUUGUGAAAUUGGAAAAAUUGAAGUAUAUCUUGCUGGUCGCUUAGAGCCACGAUUUAUUGUUUGUCCAGAGAAUGCUACAAUGGCAAAAGAUUUGCCUAUAUUAUCAGCCGCAGAGCUUGGUGCUCUUGAUAACAUAAAUGAUGAUCCACUGCCAGUUAUCAUUCAAUAUACAGGAGAUAAUCGUUUUCCUGGAAAGAGUGCUUUCCGUUUAGUAUGGACAGAGCUUUUCCAUUUACCAAGAAAUGCAGAUGGCACACUCACAAGUGGAACACAAAUGUUGAGAAGUCCUUGUGACUUUGUUUGUCCUGGAAAUCCUACAAUUUGUUUACCUAAACAUUUAUUAUGUAAUGGUAUUGUCAAUUGUCCAAAUGCGUCAAAAACAAAUAAUAAUGAUCAAAGAUCGAUGGAAUCAAUAAUCACAAAUAUCGAAGAGACAUUACAGACAUAUGGAAUAUUUAAUUUAAAAAAUGUACAUUUAUUAAACGAUGAAUCUCCUGAAAUUUGUCGACACAGUCAUAUUGAAAAUGAUUAUGAAUAUGAUGAAUAUGCAAAUGUUAAAUGGGCAUUAGUUGUUGCUGGAUCAUGUUUUGUUGUCGUUAUGUUUAUUGCUGUUUUAUAUAAAAUGUGUAAAAAGCGCACAAAAAGUCAAUGAGAACGAAUUUUUGAAUGAGACGAAGCAGUUUAUUUUCUUUAGAACUUAUAUCCAAAAUCAAUUACCUUCACUAUCCGAGCAUUUUUUUAAUUAUUUGAUUAUUUUUUUUUGUUUUUUGGUUAAGGACGUAGAACACCAAAAAAAUAAAAGAUCUCAAAAAAUAACAAAAUUCAAUGUGGUUUUUUCAAAAUGUGUGGUUUUCAUUCAUAGAUAUAAACUAUAUUUAUGAUGAGCUCAAUAUGAAAUUUAGCAAAAUUGAAAAAUAUCGAUUUCGAGCAGUGGUUGUUAAGCUAAACGACGCGACAAACUUUAUGUUACGGUACACAAAAUAUGCAAGAUUUUAAAUAUUAGUGAAUUUAAAGAUUUUCAGAAAACAAUAGUUUGAGAAGCACUUAUUUGAAGCAAAAAUAAAUAAUAUCAGCUAGCAGACAUUUUUUUUUUAUUUGGUAGGGUAAACUGGUUUAAAUCAGUUUGAAAAAUUCGUGAAAGAUCAAUGACUUUCAAUGCUAUGAUAAAAAUUUAUGUUAUAAAAUGAAGGUUUCAAAUAUACCAGCAUAUCCAUUUCGAUGAUUUCUGAUUAUUUAUGUAUGCAAACGUAGCAAAACUAAAUCAUUGAAGCUUCAAUUAAAGAAUCAAAUAAAAAAUAAUCAAUGCAUUAUUUUCAAAAUUCAUUCACUGAAAGCAGUGUCACUUCACAGAAAACAGUAAUUGAAAAAGCUCAGAAUACUAAAAUAUAUACAACAAUAUUCAAAAAGCAAGCAAUGUCACCGCACAUGUUUCACUACAUCCGAAUCUCUGAAACGCAUCUUAAUAGAAAAGCUUUUGCUAAUUUCAUUUGAAUAAAUUUUUGAUUAUCAUAUUUUUUUCCCUAAACACAGUUACAACCUGAUUUCAGUGUUCUCGAGCUUGUCAAAUUUAUAUUCAUGAAAAUAUUUAUUAUGUAUGAAGACGAUAGCAGGAAGAGAAUUGAUCAAUUUCCAAACAAAUAAUUUUGAGGAAGCAAGUUUAGAUGAAAAUACCGUUUAUUUGAUAAGCAUCGUCAUCUCAAGCUACCAAGGAUAAAAUUGGAGGAAAAGAGACUAUAAAUAAACCUCCACCCACCCAACGAUCUUUAUUCGAAAUAGGAAAAAGAGACGAAAACCUUUUCUGCUUUUAAAUAAUUUAUAGGCGCGUUCCUUGUGUUGAAACACUUUUCAAAAACAAAUCGCUUCAAUAAAACCGACCUAAUCCCUACAAUUUGUGUAUUGUGUUCACAAUUAAAUUAAAUUAAAUUUAAUAUCUGAUGAAUAAUUUUUUCGGGUGUGCUUUUGCUCCAACUAUAUGAAAACACAUAGCAUAAUUAAAAAAUUGACGUAAGGCAAUGAAUUUUUAAAAUCUUUAUAAACAUUUGUUGUUCAGAGCUUGCGACGUUAAAUAAAAAUUGAAGCAGAAAAAAAGGUCAAAAAAUCUAUACAGCAAGUGAAUUUUUUUAGGGGAGAAGCAUGAAAAGUUGCUUAAGCUGAUUUUCUUCUCUACUUAUGGCAUAACACAACAGUAUAAAAAUUUAUUUAAAUAUUUGCUACGAAGGCCGGUUGUUUUCGGUCUCGAGAGUGCGAGAAAAAUAACAUAAAAAAGCUUUCCUAUUCAAUUAUGUAUAUUUAUUUUGAUUUUUAGUUCCUUUUAUUUUUCCUCGUUCUCAACUCGAAAAUGUGAAUAUAUACGUACGAUGAAAAAAUAUAAAUUUCAAUUCCCAUAGUUUUUUUUAUUCAUUUCAGGCAAAAUAAUAGUAUAAAAUGAAAUAAAAAAUAGAAAAGUAAAAUAAAAUUUUGCCUGAGUUGAAAAUUAUUCCUUUCUCUUAAAUUAAUAUUAAUUAUCCUAUAAUUUACAUUAUUUCUUCUCUCUCAUUUAACCUUUUUCAAUACGAUAAGUUAACUGGGUUGUGAAUGAAAGAAACAAAAAGGAUGAAAUUUUUCAAGUUAUGCUAAAUUUUUGUUUUUAUCAUAUUGUACAUUUCAUCAUUAAUGAUUACUUUUGUUACUGGUUGAGGAGUCUUAAAUUUUUGUCUGAUAGCUGAUGUGGAAUAAUUAAAGAAAUUAUACAGUUAAAUUUUCAAUGAGACAUAAAACAGUGAAUAACUUAAAUUUUCAUGGUCCCUUAAAUUCAGAUGAAAUCAUCGCGAGUUUGAUUUUUGUAUUAAAAAUGAAAAUAUCCAUUAAAAAAAUAAAACUGAAAAGUUUUUAUUCUUCAAAGAAGAAAUUAUACGAAGCCAAUCUUUCUUUCAAUCUGCAACAAAACUGACUAAAAACACAAUACAAAAAGUAAGGCGGUAAAAAAUUUAGACCUUUAAACCUACCUGACAUGUGUGUAUUGUAGCUAGAAGCAAAACUAUAAUUUUAUAUGUAAAUUUUUUCACUUCAAUAUCCUAAAAGCAUUAGUAUUAUUUUAUAGUUGAUAACAAUGGGCGGUGAGAAAAAGUUUCGCAUAGCUUUAUUUACAGAAAGAAAAAAUUGGCAAAAUAUGCUAAGCCUUUUUCAAUGAACAAAAUCCACGACGAAGGAGCAAAAAGGUGAAUUUGAAAAAGUAAAUCCCCAUUCUUUUGAUUUUUUUAUACUUUGUGUAUCUAAAGCCAACAUAAGCCACAUUUGGAUAUAAUGCUACAUCAUUGAGAUCGAUAAAUUGAUUUUUGCACAAGCACAAAGGAUAAGGAGAAAAAAAUGAAAAAUCAUCUCAUUUAAUCUCAAAUUAUAAGGAUAUAUGUUGUACAUUUUUUGUGUUGUCCUUAUUCGAAUGGAAUAUAUGAGAUAAAUACAUACAAAAAGGAACCCAAGAAAUUAAUAUCGAAAAAAUAAGAUCUAAAAGCAAAUAACGAUGAUGAUGAUGAAAAACUGCUCUUGAUAUUCAGCACACACCAAAUAUUUAAUACAUAAGCAAAAAAGUCAACAAUACAUGAAAUAAGAAAAAAAAAAUUCUGAAGGAUACGAAUGAAAAGAUGUAAUUAGUUGUUAGUUCAAUAAUUCAUUUUUUUCUUCUUUUUAUUUCGUUCCUUGUUGUUAUUUGUCUUCUGGAAAAAGAAACGUGAAGAUAAUGCUAAAUUUAUGAGAUAAUACUAAAAUUUUGUUUAAGACAGAACGAAAAAGUUUAUAAAAGGAACAGAAAAAGCAAGAAGAGAUUAAAUGAAAAGAAAAGAAAAACUAUGAAAAUUCUGAAAAAAUUAUAUCCUAAGUAAAAAAGUUUGUAGAAUAAAUAAAAAAAAAAAUUAAGACGAAGAAUUAUUGUCUUAUUGAUCAAGAUCAUAAAAUAGAACGAAUAAUAAUAGAAAUCCAAUAUAAUGGUUAAUUAUUGAUAAAACAUGGUAA